AAACAUGGUCAUGUUAUGAGUCUGGAGACGACGUUCACCUCUCUGAGGACAGCGCGACUGGACAAACCCCCCCUGUCCCGCUCAUUUAUGGCCCCGCCGCGUCGCGUCUGAAUGAUGUACGCCGCCGCUUUUGGAUCCUGCCGUUACUCUGGGAUGAGAGCGGAGGACCGGGGCCGGGAGAUCGGGCACAGCGGAGCACGGCCGACGGGCGCGCCGAGCGUCGGGCCCGGUAAACACACGGUCGCGUGUUGCGUGUCAGAGUCGGAGAGCCAACGGCGAGGAUAACCUUCGCGGGGGGGGUCGCGGCGGGCAGCCAGACAUCCGAGUUUAAAGCAGGUGGGCCAGGGAUGGGAAAUGACACUGCACUCCUCCAAAUUCAUCCGCUUGAGCGAAGCAGGGUAGCCCUGCAGGCGAAAUAUCCCCGGAGGGAAAACGGUGUUUGGUAAACGUCGUUCCGACGGGGUUUGACGACGCUGCGUUUCGACUCUCACACAGCGCGGGCGGAGGUCUGCUUGGUGCAAGCGGCGUUGUUAUUUCGGUGUCAUCUCUUCACAGACAUGUCCUUCACAAUGGAGGAUAGCCUGGAGUCGGGCUGGGUAGCUGUCCGCCCGAAUGCGUUUGAGGAGAGGGAGAGGCAUAAAUUCGUUUUCAUCGUCGCCUGGAACGAAGUGGAGGGUAAAUUUGCCAUUACGUGCCAUAACAGGACGGUGCAGAGGAGAAGCUUUGGUAGGGACCCGCCAGCGGAGGUGACUAGUCAGGAUGGGGACAAAACAAAAUGGCCCGAAAGUCCCGUCAGGGAUAAAGUAUCGAGGAGCCCCGGCAAAGGAGCCAGGCAGGCUGCGCUUAAAGGCUGCAGCCCUAAAACCAAGUCCGCGAUAGCAGCAAAACCAAGUCCGGUCAAAAUUCAAACUGUUAUUCAAUCUGCGGCAUCUCCCCGUAGUCCUGACACUGAGGUGUUAAAGUCCCUAAGAGAGGACCGACCGUCCCCCGCAGUGGAGGGCUUGGACCUGGAGGAGCUGGACAGUCUGAGCAGGGAGGACUGCAGCUGGGCCGGGCUCUUCUCCUUCCAGGACCUCCGGGCAAUCCACCAGCAGCUGUGCUCUGUGAACUCGGACCUGGAGCCCUGCCUCCCGGUGUUUCCGGAGGAACCAGCCGGGAUGUGGACCGUGCUGUUCGGCUCAGCGGAGGUACCCGAGACCGAAAUGGAUGAGCUGUGUUACAGUUUACAGGUGUACCUGGGCCAUGCGCUCGAUACGUGUGGAUGGAAGAUCCUGUCGCAGGUUCUGUUCACGGAAAACGACGACCCGGAUGAGUACUAUGAGAGCCUGAGCGAGCUGCGGCAGUCCGGGUACGAGGAGGCGCUCAACCGUGCCACAAAACGUCUGCAAGAGCUGCUGGAGAAGCACAAGACCAUGGACAGUAUGGUGGAGCUGUUGGAGCUAUAUGAGGAAGAAGACCAGGCCUAUGGAGGUCUGCUGGAGGCCUCCACACAGCUGUACCAGUAUCUGCUACAGCCUUUCAGAGACAUGAGGGAACUAGCAAUGCUACGCAGACAGCAGAUCAAGAUUUCCAUGGAGAAUGACUACUUGGGCCCGAGGCGAAUCGAAGCUCUAAAAAAGGAGGACACCGACUGGCAGAAGAAAGCUCAGGAGGCGGUCCUCAACAUCCAAGAGUUUACUGUAAAAUACUUUGAGAUCACUGCCAGAGCCCAGAAAGGGGUGUAUGAGCGUAUGAAGGUGGACCAGCGUAAGUUUGGUAAAUCUUCAUGGACAGUGGCGGUAGAGCGCAUGGAGAGACUGCGCUACUCUGUCGCCAAGGAAACCCUGCAGCUCCAGAGAGCCAGGGAGAUCUGUCUGGAGCAGAGGAAACACACGCUUCGAGAGGAGAUGCAGAGUCUGUGUAGCAGUGAGGAUGCGAUGGCCCUCUUAGACCACAUGGAGACACAGUACUAUGAGCUCCAGCUCCAACUGUAUGACAUCCAGGCUGAUAUAUUACAGUGUGAAGAGCUGCUCCUCACCGCUCAACUAGACAGCAUUCGCAGACAGAUGACAGAGCAUCAGGAUGAAGUGGUGUACUAUGACACCUUUGAAAGUGCAGAUGAUAUUACAGAGGACGAUACUGCAGAGAGGGAAGAGCUGCGCAGACUUCAGGUCAGCGCUCGACAGCUGGAGGCAAGAAGGGGGCGCAUCACUGCCAAGCGCUCCUAUCUGAGGAACAAGAGGGAGAUCUGUGUAUCCAACCACACUCAGAAACAGCAGAAACGUCAAACCAUCCACAAAGACUCUCUACCCCGCCAGCUGAAAAAUGAAGAAGAGGAAGAUGAGGAGAGGAAGAACAGCAGAGUAAGUCAGGAGAGACAGAGAACUCUGGACAGAUUACGCACUUUCAAACAGCGGUACCCAGGUCAGGUGAUUCUGAAGUCCACUCGACUACGCGUGGCCCACACCAGAAGAAGGGAGCGAGGAAGGAGCAUGGAAACGAGUAGCGUGAGUGAGAGGGAGGAGUGUGUGGACUCUGUUUACGUCCAGACGCAGAGACAGCCGCUGUGUCUCAGUACCAGCGUGCAGACGGACCCCAGCCCCAGCUCCACGCUCACCACUCAGCCCGUCACAGCUCUUACAGCAUCCCUUCCUCCUUUGCCUGUGCCCAGUCCUGCAGACUCCUCCUGCUCCCCCUGCUCCCUGUCCUCACUGCUGGCAUCCCCUAUCUCCUCUCCUCCUCCUCCACCCCCUCCACCUCCCCCGCCAACGAGGGAGGGGCCCUCGCCUUCCGGGAGCCCGGGCCGGCAUGGGCAGAAGGCAGAAGGGAAGAGUGCAGCAGAAGAGCUCUCUCUUUCCCCACUCGGACCAUUCAUCCCUCGCUUCUUUGAUAGCAGCCAACUGCUGAGUGCCCGGAAAAAGCUGAGGAAGACUCCAGAGUUUGACACCAGCAGAAGAGUUAGCUCACCCAUGGACGAGGUGCUGGCCUCCCUGAAAAGAGGCAGCUUCCACUUGAGGAAGGUCGACCAGCGGUCCAUUCCUUCUGCCAAGGGUGACGAUGAUCCCAACAGCAUCUUGGCUCAGAUUCGCAAGGGGGUCAAGCUGAGGCGCGUCCCCCAUAAGGAGAGAAAAAACCAGGGAGAGCUUCUGGCCUCCACCGACCCCCUGACCAGGAGCAUUCAUGAGGCGCUGCGCCGCAUCAAGGAGGCCUCACCAGAGUCUGAUUCGGAUGACGACGGGCUGGCCGGCCCCGACUGGGAAAGCUAGGGCUCAAGGCUCAGGCGCACCAAAUAACACACACACACAAAUGCCUGCACACACUGUACUGUACUGCAAUGUAGAGAGCUGUGCUGUACUGUAAACAGACACACACAAAAGCACAUACAAUUACUCACUCACUGACACUCAAGUACACACAGCCCAGUCACACACAUACCUAGUGACUAUGCCAAGGCCUGAGUCAUACUGAUUAUCACCAACUCACCAAAUGCUCCAAAGGUCUAUCUUCAACCUGUUCAUUUGUUUUUCGCACUGCAUUCACCAUCGUGGAGGACAUGAAUUGUGUUUUUUAUUUCUACUGUAUGUCACUGUGGUUUUAUUCCUGUAACCAGACUGUAAUGAUGCCAUGUUUAUUUGUUAUUUUUAUCAGUUGUACUGUUGAAAAGCUCUGCACUGGCCCUCUGUGGCAAUAUUAAUAUUCAGAAACAGCACAUAAUACAUUUUAUACCAACACACCGCACUGGCAGUUAUUUGUGAAACUGAAAACCUCAUACAGAAAGUAGUGCUGAGACGUGUGUGAUCUUUUCCACCUUCCCCAAAGCAUUAGAACUGUAACUAUAACAAAAUAUGUGGGUAUAGUUGCUCAUUUGGGACUUGAGACUGAAAAGACAAAUAGAAGAUUACAAAGAACUUGGAUCACUGGAUCUACUGUCCAGAUUGUAAACCAUUACACCAUCAAGCAUCACCUCUCCUCUAUUUUUGCUCAACCAGUGUAUUAUGACUGAGCCACACUGUACUGCACAGCGGGUUUUGUCCUGUCACAUGUGGUUGUGGUAGUGUCAGAUAGUAUAAACACUACUGCUUGUCUAAUCUGACACUGUAAAAAAUACUUUAAAUCCUUUAGUCUGUCACAGCAGAUUCGUGCCCCUCCCCCGCUCUUGUCCUCUUCCACCCCCAACACUAUGUGGGUGAGGGAAUAUGUAUCGACCCAUCUGUUCGACCGCAGCACAUGGACAGGCUGGUGGGAGAUAUGCAGAGUCACUAUAGGUUUAUUAGUUGGUGCCACAUCAAACAACAUCUCUGAACGGAAGCUGGUCACCUAGACUUUCUAUAGUGGAGUGGAAGCCACGGUUAGUGUCUGCAUUCUUUGUAAUAUGUGGGCGGACUUGGUUGGUGAUUCCCAAACUUCGUAUGUGGGAUAGUCACGGCAGAGCUGUGAAACCGGUCACGCUUGUUUGAAUGAUGGAUGGCAUGUGGGAGGCUAGAUUCUCUUACAGCUGUAGGGAGCCACUGUGGGCUGUGGAGCAGGCGGUCGUGAUUGAUGUGGUUUCUUCUACCAUGUUAUUCACUCUCCCUCCUCUUCUCUUUUGCAUCUUUCCUAAUUUCUUUCUCUGCACUCAGUGGGCAGAACCACACAGUAGGUCUGUUACUCACAGUGCUGAAGGUGAAAACACGCUCAUGCACACAUGGACUCAGGCACUGAACUCACAGCAAAUGUGCAGAAACAUUUUAGUGGCAAAGCUAGUCCACAGCCUCUACUCACAAGUCUUUUUUUUUUUUUUUUAGGAAUGAUUUCAGCCCUUUGAUGAUACAUAAUGCACAUUCUGAAUCACGUUAUCUGCACGACAACAACAUUCUUUCUCGUUUGUUGUGUUAUCACUGAUGAAACAUUAUAACUGUGGUAGUUGAGUAAGUUUAAAAGCACUGAUAAUGUGGAAUUAGCCCCUAAAAAAUUGUGACGGAAGGACGGUAUGAAGGGACCAGCGAGAUGCUUAGUAGCACAGGAAUUCACACAAACCUACAUUAACAUGAAGCAAAAAGAUGUGGAUUCCUAAACUAAGCUCUGAGUCUGGAGCAGCCUCAGCAUGCACUGUCUUAAACAGCUUUGGUGAAAGAUUUGUACUUUUUCUCUUGUGCCUGUGUUGAGAGCCAUUCAUAGAUCAAUCAGGAGGCAGACAGUGUAGAAUCUGAACAGGCAUGGAGGUAUGAGUCACAUUAUACAGCUUGAAAGUAGCUCAGUGCUAUACAGGUUUGAUUAUGUUUCCUGGCAGAGCAAAUAUGAGGCACUUUUACACCUCUUCUGUCAGUGUCAGCACAAUCUUCUUUCAUGGUACCCUCAUCAUGUAGCCACGGAAAACCUGACCUGACUCUUUACUUAAACCUAACUCAGACCACGCCUGACUUGAUGUCACUAUAACUGACUGUGGCAAAGUUCCCAAAAGAUGUUCGUGCUAAAGUUUAUGUUGCUCCAAUAAACAGUGACCAACAAUGUGCUCAAAACUUUUGGGAAACUGGGCUCAGAAGGUGAAACCUCUGCCAUGAACCACCUAUCACCUGACUAACCUUAGAAACCCACUGUCAUGUGUUUUACACUUACCUUUAUCUAUAAAUAACCUUAACACAGCUUUUUUUGUCAGCUAACUGUUAUUUUGCAUUACAUUUCAUUGCUUUGUUUUUAUCCUGUGUUUUUUUUCCAAAGCAUUUCCGGCCAAAUUGUUGUGAUGUGUUAGCUUCUGAACAUUUCCUAUGUAGACCUUUUAUCCACACAGGCUGACAACAUAUGACCCUUUGUCUGAAUAAGUAGUCACUUGAGACGUGCAAUAUAAGUAUAGAGAAAUACAAGAAAAGGGAUGAAAAAACUUGGGUUGGUGAUAAUGAGAUCUGAUUGAUUGCCUAAAACAAUAGACUUAUUAAAGAUUAGAAUACCCCUUUACCUAUAGUUCUAACAUUUUCAUUUAUUCAGUUCUUCUUUUUUUUUUACAACCUUGCACCUGCAUUUGAA
Xiphias gladius (swordfish) is the source of this 5979-nucleotide messenger RNA. RefSeq names its product junction-mediating and -regulatory protein-like. Gene Ontology annotation, biological process: intrinsic apoptotic signaling pathway by p53 class mediator; positive regulation of apoptotic process; Arp2/3 complex-mediated actin nucleation. Gene Ontology annotation, molecular function: Arp2/3 complex binding; actin binding; transcription coactivator activity. The coding region runs from base 558 to 3245 and encodes 895 amino acids. The transcript is spliced from 10 exons. NCBI's taxonomy places the organism in Eukaryota, Metazoa, Chordata, Actinopteri, Istiophoriformes, Xiphiidae. Gene Ontology annotation, cellular component: nucleus; cytoplasm. The record is from RefSeq and is a predicted model, not a curated record.